Molecule: messenger RNA, 1093 nt
Organism: Paramisgurnus dabryanus
Lineage: Eukaryota; Metazoa; Chordata; Actinopteri; Cypriniformes; Cobitidae
Product: CD209 antigen-like protein C
Source: RefSeq, a predicted model, not a curated record
AGUAAAACCUCAGCAUCAAAAAGUAUUAGCGUCAUUACUUCCUGUGUUACUUGCCAACUUCCUUCUCUUCGAUUUUUACUCGGGGUUUAGAGUUUUCUGUACAGUAAAAAAAUGGCAGCAGUCUAUGAAAAUUAUCAAAUGUCUUCAAAUAACAAGCGCUCUCAUCUAACAGAUAAGGACUCGGAUGAAAGUGAAGUCAGAUCUGCUAAAUGGAGUAAAGUUCUUCUGAUAGUUGUUGGUGUUUCUCUUGUUUUUGCUCUGGGUGUCAUCUGUGCUCUCAGUUUACUCUAUGCGGGUAAAGUCAGAGAGUGUGUCAUUCAGAAGCACAUUGAAACAAACCUACAAGCAGAUCCAAAGCAGAAGUCUUGUAUAUCAGCCAAUGAGUUGGAGCUUUUAGGCAAAUACAACCGAGUUAGAGACUGUCUGUCCUCAUGUACUAAAUUCAAUGCUUCAUCUUGUAAGCUUUGUGAAGAGGGCUGGACAUCAUACGGUGGAAAGUGCUAUUUCUUCUCUUCUGAAACACAGACAUGGUUUAAGGCUCGUGAUUUAUGUAAUGCAUUAAAUGCUCAUCUGGUCACCAUCAACAGCAAAGCUGUACAGGAUUUCCUGGAGUCUAAAAUUAAUGAAACUACUUGGAUCGGUCUUAAUGAUCUGGACACUGAGGGCCGAUGGGUUUGGCUGAAUAACCAGACUCUCAAUGAAACUGCAGUACAGUUCUGGUUUAUAAAGGAAAGUGGGAGCGAGCCGGAUAACUCGGGCAACGAGGACUGUGCUUGUCUGGGAUAUCUGAAUUCAUAUCUGAAGUCUUGGUUUGAUGCAUCUUGUGAAACCAAGAAGAUGUUCAUCUGUGAAAAGAAAUAUUUAUUGACUCUAUAGUGAUGACUACUGAACGAAACCCACUGAUAACAUCACAUAGUAUCUUAGUUAUCACUUAGCUGUUUUCAUACAAUCAUAUGUCUUUAAAACAUUUUGAAUUUACUGGAUUUGUUCUUUAAAUAUAUGCUGAGUCUUUCUAAUAAUUGUUUUCUAUUAUAUUCUAAUUAAUAUAAAAUACAUGUAGUAAAUCAUUUUUAGUAACAAUAAAAAAACUCAU